This is a messenger RNA of Varroa destructor (honeybee mite), 2165 nucleotides long. Its product is annotated as DEP domain-containing protein 1A-like. The record is from RefSeq and is a predicted model, not a curated record. Lineage: Eukaryota; Metazoa; Arthropoda; Arachnida; Mesostigmata; Varroidae. Gene Ontology annotation, biological process: intracellular signal transduction.
CUAUGAUGUUGCCACAAUAUGUCGGUGGUACGAUGGAAUCGCUUGACAAUUUUUGUAGCUUUCCUUCAUCGUGACUGCGGAAAUUCGACACUUCAGUGUUUUCCUGAAAGUUAUUUUUCAGUUAAUAUAAGAAAUAGGAUAAUCGUGAUGGCGGGCGUAAAGUCGAUAGGUGAAUUCAGUAGACAGCCAAGUAGGUACAAUAGGGUCGUUAGUCAUUAUCUUUGUCACAAAAUAAAUCGUGCCGGUUACGGCUUGACGAACGGGCAGCCGCGCCGACGUCUUGCCCUUGCCCGUGGCAACAACUGUAGUUCAGUCCGGGUAAAGCUAUGUGAUUACUAUGCUGUUAGAUAUUACACUCAAGAGCGUUGUUUUGACUGGUGAGGGUCAGCCGACUCAACGUACUCCCUCUUUGCUAACACAUGGAUGAAGAAAGGGUUGUGUUAUGUGUAGAUCACUAAUAGACAGCGUGCGCCCAGCAAAUGAAAUCAUAUCGGCUGUCUGAACCUAGACAAAAUGAGUUCAUCGUGGCUGGCCUACAAACGAUGAAGUGCACUCAAAAGCAGUGCUACAAAGCUUAGCAAUAGUGAAGUAAAGGAAAGACGCGGCACUACGACCAUAGCGGACCAGUGUGGCUAGCCGAUUGGAUACUAUAAACUAUAUCGAUUGAAUUUAAUGAUCCGGUUCUCGAUAUGGAUUGCAAGGCCGUUACCUGCCAAGCGGAGCAAUUUCGUGCGACACGAUUUUGGCAUACAAUCGUGACAGCAGUACGCGAAGAGCUGCCCGUUGGUCGUCAUCGCAAAGGGCUAAAAAACUUUGAGGAUUGCUUUCUAGGCGACGAAGCUGUUUCAUGGACGAUGAACUACAUUGAGAAAAAUAGAGACGCCAUGCUUGGCGCCUCAGUACAGUGCGAUCGACAACGCGUUAAGCCAGUUCCACGAGCAGAAAUUACCCGAGAGAAGGUGACACUUCUCUUGCAGAAAUUCGUCGAACAGAAGAUCAUCAAGGAUGUACAUAGCCGAGGGGAACCGUUUAGGGAUUCAGCCAAACAUCUUUACAUUUUUAACAAGGAAAACGUGGUUCCGUUGGGUACGUUUACCGCAGCCGUAGUCACCUUUAAAGAAAGUUGUUGCUCGCGUAACAGGGGUCGAAACGGAAGCUUAGGCCAUAUAUCCGCGCCAGCUGUGAAAUCCGCAACAAGUCUAGUCAAAAGUGCGCUCGUUGGACUGACUUCUCAGAAAGAGCGACGAGAUAAUAACCGAAGCGUUUGUACCUGACAGCUCGCUAGUCGCUAAGGAGAACAGGUUAUGGAUGCAAAACAAUUUAUCGAAUUUUUUUCUUGUAUCGCCAAGUGAAGGACAUCCGACAGGGGGUGGUCACGGCAGUCUCCACCGACGACAAUUCCACCGGACAAAAAAUAAGAGCUGUAACAUAAGCCGAAUUUCCGCCACUAAUAAUAAUAAUAAUGACCAGGUAAAACGAGAGAAGGCAUUAUGUCAGUUCGCUGGGAAGGGAAAUUCGUACGUCAAGAAGACAAAUACAAAUGUACGUCGUACAAUAACCUAUUUAGCAAGUGAAGACAUCAUCUUAUUCGUCGUUGAAAGGUAUCGCAAACUUGGAUUCAAUGGAAUAAUCAACCUUUUGAGGUUUGUUACCACAACGAAUUUAAGCUACUGAUGCUGAUCUUUAAAUCAAUUAGCUGUUGAAUUCGAAUCCAGUCAGAAUUUUCGUAAAAGGAUCUUCAGCUUACAAUUGUAAUGCCAUCGCGCAAAUAUUGCAACUGCUCAUUGUGUUAUUCUCAAUGAAGUAUGACCUUCGAGACCGAUCAUCUAGUCAAUGAUUUUUUGGGCUUUCCUAACCUACUCUCGACAAGAGGGGACUUCCCACAAGCGGACUCCUCUUGGACGAAAAUAUCGAUAUAACCGAACGUAUCUAGUCAACAAGAAGCCAACUAAGUAUAAUAUGUGUAUAUCUAAACUUCUGUGUAUUAAAUAAGACGUUACUCCGAAAAGCUUUCUGAAAAACACUGUAGCGCUAAUAAGUAUUAAUUUUCUAGUCCGAUUAGUAUCUUGUAAAUAGUAUGGAAGUGUAUUACUUUACCGCAAGCAAUAGGUUUUCAAUGUAUCUGAUCAAUGAGCAUGCGAAUAAGAAAGGAAAAGUUGUGUUAA